This is a messenger RNA of Owenia fusiformis, 1738 nucleotides long. The record is from the annotation of a GenBank genome assembly. NCBI's taxonomy places the organism in Eukaryota, Metazoa, Annelida, Polychaeta, Sabellida, Oweniidae.
AUUACUGUAGGUUUUUAUUGAAGGUCCUCAUUUAGUGACCUUGUGCUAUGAUGAUAAACGUUACAUUUGGAUUGAUUGUUUUGGGGCUUGUUAGCAUCUUUGGUGCGCAUGCGCAGGAAGAGCGAUUCACCUGGAUAUGUGAGGGGGAAGAGAAAACGAUCAGCUGUCCGAGUGGUCAGGCGCUCCACGUCCUCGCAUCGAGGUAUGGCCGUAAACGAAGAUCAGGAAUAUGUACUGCUGAUAUGGUUACUGUUCCCCGAGAAUGUUGGGUGGACACAUUCGACCACGUACGUCAGCUAUGUCAAGAUAGGCAGCGGUGUACAAUAUUAGCGAAUAACGAUAUUAACGGCGACCCUUGCCCAGAUAACCCACAAGACGUCCCCAGAACUAUGAGAGUGGAGUACCGUUGUCAAGUGCCUGGUGGCGGAGGAGGGGAGUGGGAAAGACCAAACGGCCGAGCUUUCCAAGUUUCGAACAGUCUCGAUAUCUUACUAGCCCAGGAGACUAUGACGCCGGGAGACUACAUGAUCAUGCGCGAUGGGGACUGGAACGACGCUGCGAUUGUGUUAACGGCGUCUGGGGCAGAGGGAGCGGGAAACAAGAUCUACCUCAUGUCGGAGACUGAUGGAGGUUCGGUGUUACGCGGGCGUUCUUCUAUUUCAGUAAUAGGGAGUCAUGUUGAAAUCAGAGGGUUGAGGUUCGAUGGAAGUGGUAGCAAUUUGAGAACUGGUGUUACAUUUGAAAAGGGUAGUCGUAAUGGCCGCCUUACCAACUCAGCGUUCACUGGGUGGUCCAGGACAGAUGAAUCCAAACAACAUUGGGUAGAGAUCUGGGGAGAUGACCACGUAAUAGAUUGGAACUCCUUCAUGGGUAAAGAGGGAUUGGGUCAAUUAGUUAGAGUCAAGUGCGAUGCAAACGAGCCUUCUUCAAGUGGGCAUUUGAUUGCCCACAAUUUCUUUGGACCUCGAGAGGUUACCCUUUCUGCUGAUGAUGGUGAGGGUAUUCAAAUAGGUCUCCAGCAGUGUGAGUUUGAUAAUACUUCCACAAUUGUUGAGUUUAACUAUUUCUACCAAUAUGAUGGAGAAAUAGAGUCAAUCUCCGUCAAGGCAAGUCACAACGUAAUUCGCUAUAACACAUUCGAAGAGAGUGCAUCGUUGGUGACAUUACGUCAUACAGAUAACACACUGGUAGAGGGGAACUAUUUUCUCUGUCGUGAAAAGUCUGGUUGCGGAGGUGUUCGAGUAAUGGGACGGAAUCAUAUGAUAUUGAACAAUUACAUGGAGCUAGAACGAGGGACUGGUGGCGUUCGGGGAGGUGUCAGCAUGCACAGUGGCGACAAUACUAGUGGGUCCAGGAGGUCGGCAGAUGAAUGUAUAGUUGAAAGGAAUGUGAUGGUGAACUGCAAAAAUUGCCUCCUCAUAGGAAGCAGCGAUACCGAUGCAAACUAUCCAACUGACAACUUCUACAGCAGAAACGUGCAGCAAGGUUUUUCGUCCAGGGCAUACCUGAUACGUCAUCGAGAUUCAAAUGGUCAGAUUUUUAUAGAAAACAUUAUGCAUACUGGGAGAAUUGAAAACCAGGAAGAGUUUGGCUAUGGCAUCAACCAGACUGACCCUCGAUUUGUGUAUGAUGAUACCCUUGGGAUAUAUCGGCCUUCUGUGGUUAGUUGGACUAUGACCCAUCCCCCAAGGACCAGAGAAACGACUGGGGCAAGAUGGUUGUAACUCCGUGGUCAAGA